Molecule: messenger RNA, 576 nt
Organism: Necator americanus (New World hookworm)
Lineage: Eukaryota; Metazoa; Nematoda; Chromadorea; Rhabditida; Ancylostomatidae
Exons: 7
Coding region: 1-576 (191 amino acids)
Source: RefSeq, a predicted model, not a curated record
AUGGACCUACCUUCGACAUCUACCGCAACCUCGGAUGAGUCAACAGUGCAUGUAAAAACGAACGAUGAAAUUAUUCAUGACGUAGCGACAACAUUCUGGAUAGUGUUUAUAUUCUAUGUUUUCGCAUCUGUUGCGUGGAUUACGUACUGUAUUAUAUCGUACAGAAGAGAUUUGGAAAAACUUAAACUAUCAGCAGAAAAGAAUAGUAUUGCACGAUACCUGGAAUUAAGAAUUCCAAUUUUUUUCACGCUGAAAAAGACGGAAGGCGAAGGCUUCUUAAAGCCUACGAUUCUGUGGAUAUCGAGAAUUUACGUAGUGAUUCUGAAGUUCUUGAUGAUGUUACAUGAGGUGGUUUUAGACGACGUACAGGAGGAUAAUAAUCACCAUGGAAUACUGAAUUACGGGGCUUUGUCAGGACAGGGAUGGAACACAUCUCUACAUUUAGCAAGACAUAUAUUUAAAUGCAUAGUGCUUUGGCGUCUUAUCGAAACUUUCAUUGGAGUACCUAUAAAAAUAAAAACUGCAGUUUUACGAUUAACAGUAACUCAGAUAUUAUUCCAGAUGUGUUCAUUCUGA